Neoarius graeffei (lesser salmon catfish) is the source of this 1645-nucleotide messenger RNA. RefSeq names its product meiosis-specific nuclear structural 1 (gene mns1). Bases 88 to 1590 code for a protein of 500 amino acids. Gene Ontology annotation, biological process: cilium organization. The record is from RefSeq and is a predicted model, not a curated record. Gene Ontology annotation, cellular component: motile cilium. NCBI's taxonomy places the organism in Eukaryota, Metazoa, Chordata, Actinopteri, Siluriformes, Ariidae. The transcript has 10 exons.
CUUUAAUGAAACUUUUCUCUUCCGCACUGAUCUGAGUGAAGAGCUCUUCAUAGUAAAUAAACACUGGAUGUUUCUCAGGAGACUGCCAUGAGCCAGAAGCGAAAUGUGUCACACAGUUCAUAUGAGCGAACGCUCACAAAGGUCAGGCGACAUGAGGAGAGACGUGAGGAUCAGAUCAGGAUUUUGGCCAAGGAGAAUCACGUUCGGGCCAAUGUCAAGAAUGAAGAGAGACUUGAUAUGAAAAUAUAUCUGCGCAAGUUGCAAGAUGAGGAGUACGAGAGACAGAUGGAGGAAGCUUACCUGAAGGCACAGCAGGACAGGAUGUACAAAGAGAAGUUACUGGAGCAGGAGGAGAGGAUCGCAAAAGAACUGGCUCGCAUAAAUUAUGAGAAAAUGCGAGAUGAGAAGAUGAGGCAGUACAUCAAAGAAAACAGUGUGGAGAUUCGUGAGUUAGAGGCAAAGCUGAAGUCUGCGUACAUAAACCGGGCAAGAGCAGCACAGAUCGCUGAGAAGCAGGCCAUAAGGGAUGAAAUCAUAAAGGAGCAAGUUGACAUUGCACUCUGGAUGAAGAGCGAACAGGAGCGAGCAGCCAUCGAGAAGGAGAAGCAGGAACAGAGGCGCUAUGAGGAACUGGUUCACUAUCAGCAGGAGCUGGAGAAGCAGCUGGAGGAGAAGGAGCAGAAGAAACAGCAAGCGUAUGAGGAGUUCCUCAAGGACAAACUCAUGGUGGAUGAAAUUGUGCGGAAGAUAUAUGAGGAGGAUCGCAUGGAGCAUGAACGUCGGCUUGCAAUGGUCACAGCCACACAGCGAUACAUUCAGGAGUACAAAAAGCAGCAGGCCGAGUGGAAGCGCCUGGAGCGAGAGAAAAUAGAGGAAGAGAACAGGCGCAUUUUGGAGUACACCGAAUACCAGGAGAGGAAAGAAGAGGACAGGCUGGCUAGUGUUAGACAGAGAGAGAUGGUGAAAGAGAAGCUUCUCAAAUUGCUGACUGAGAAGAUGGAAGAGAAACAGAGGCAGCAUGAGGAGAUGGAGCGUGUUCGUGAGGAGCUCUAUCUUGAGGAGCAGGCAGAGUCUGAAAGACAGAAAGAAAUUGAGGAGAUGGAGCGGAGAAUCCGGCAAAGGCUGGAGCUGCAGCAGAUACGCCAGGAACAGCUGGCCUUCAAACAGCUGCGCCUUCAGGCUGAGAAGGACGACGAGGAAGCUUUCAGAGCCAUGAUGCUGGCCAAGUUUGCGGAAGACGAACGCAUUGAACAGAUGAACGCUCAGAGGCGGCGCAUGAAGCAGUUGGAGCACAAACGCGCCGUGGAGAAGAUCAUCGAGGAGAAGAGGCAGAAGUACUUGGCUGAUAAGGAGCGAGAGGCGGAGGAACAAGCGUUGGAACAGGAGAGAGAAAAUCAGCGCAGACAGAUCAUCGAGGAAGAGAGACUGAAGCUCCUCAAGCUCCACGCUACAAAGCUGUUAGGGUACCUACCAAAGGGCAUUUUCAGGGAGGAUGAUUUGGAGCAUUUUGACGAAGAGUUCAAGAGCGCUUUCCGGAAAUGUCAGCCUGAGGAGAACUCCGAGGAGGAUUGUGAAGAGGAUGAGCAAUAACUCAUCCUGCUUGUGACCACUAGAUGGCAGACAUGAUCUUUUUUUGGAGUUUAUU